CCACGACCUGUUCUCGCGCAAGGCUGGCGUGAUUGCCGAGGAGAUUGACAGCGGUCGGCCGCGCAUCAAGAUGUACACGGACGAGGCCGGCAACUUCAAGGGUGACGCGCUCGUCGUCUUCUUCAAGCCGCAGAGCGUCGAGAUGGCCAUUAUGCUGCUGGACGACACGGAGUUCCGCUUCGAGCCGGGUCCGGCGGGGCAACCCAAGAUGAAGGUCCAGGCUGCCGACUCGAGCUACAAGAAGACAAAGUACGACGAGGACACGAAUGGCGCGGAAGGGGGCAAAGCAGGGGAGGGAGCAGAAGGUGCUGCGGCGGCGGCCCGGCCGCAGCGGAGCACCAACAACGGAGACAAGCAAAAAAUCAUCCGCAAGACGCAAAAGAUGGCGGCGAAGCUGGCGGACUGGAGCGACGACGACGUGGCAGCGGCACCCGUAGAAAGCACCUCGAAGCGGAACCGGACGGUGAUCCUGCGGCACAUGUUUACGCUGGCGGAGCUGGAGGAGGACCCGGCGGCGCUGGUGGAGAUCAAGGAGGACAUUCGCGACGAGUGCGGGAAGCUGGGCAAGGUCACCAACGUGGUGCUCUACGACGAGGAGCCGGACGGCGUCGUGGCGGUCAAGUUUUCGGACACGCAGGCCGCGCAGGCGUGUAUCCAGCUCAUGCACGGGCGGGCGUUUGAUGGAAGGAUCGUGGAGGCGGGUAUAGCGAAGCCUAGGGAGAAGUUUAAGAUGUCCAGGGGACAGGUCAGCGAUAGCGACUAGUUGCUCUGUUUUCCCUACCCCUUGGAGACGUUGGUUCCCAGAUUGAGAGGCUUGUAUGUAUAGAAUUGUAUUACUGGAGACCGCAAGGACGGGUAGUGCCGAAAGAAGUGCCUUCAAAGGCAGAAUACCACAUCAUUUUUGGG
Molecule: messenger RNA, 906 nt
Organism: Colletotrichum phormii
Lineage: Eukaryota; Fungi; Ascomycota; Sordariomycetes; Glomerellales; Glomerellaceae
Product: splicing factor U2AF-associated protein
Exons: 1
Coding region: 71-763 (230 amino acids)
Cellular component (GO): U2 snRNP; U2-type spliceosomal complex
Molecular function (GO): RNA binding
Source: RefSeq, a predicted model, not a curated record